UCUGACUCUUAUUGCGAAGUUCAAAUCCCGGAAGUGUGAGUUUACUGCUUCGCGGUGAGCCUCUUGGAGCUAGGCUAUCAGAGAGGAUGCCGUCGAUUGAAUACGACGACUCAAAGCCCAGCUGGGCCGACCAGGUCGAGGAGGAAGGAGAUGAAGGCACAUUGCCAUCUCCAAAGGAAACCAUAAAAGGAAACAUAAAAACUGUCACCGAAUAUAAAAUUGAUGAGGAUGAUGGGAAAAAAUAUAAGAUUGUGCGGACCUUCAAGAUCGAGACAAGAAAAGCUUCCAAAGCUGUUGCCAGAAGAAAGAAUUGGAAGAAAUUUGGCAACUCAGAGCGUGAUGCACCAGGUCCUAAUGUUGCUACCACUACAGUCAGCGAUGAUGUCUUCAUGACUUUUAUCUCCAGCAAAGAUGACCUAAAUACCCAAGAUCAAGAAGAAGAUCCCAUGAACAAACUUAAAGGACAGAAGAUUGUGUCCUGUCGCAUUUGCAAAGGCGACCACUGGACGACCCGCUGUCCAUACAAGGACACCCUGGGCCCUAUGCAGAAGGAACUGGCUGAACAGCUUGGCCUUUCCACUGGAGACAAGGAGAAGUCUCCUGGUUCUGCUGAACCAGAACCUGUGCAACCUCCACAAACCAAGACUGGCAAAUAUGUGCCGCCAAGCCUGAGGGAUGGAGGCACGCGAAGAGGGGAGUCUAUGCAGCCUAACCGCAGAGCUGAUGACAAUGCUACAAUCCGUGUGACCAACCUGUCUGAGGACACCCGUGAGACCGACUUGCAGGAGCUUUUCAGACCAUUCGGCUCCAUAUCAAGGAUUUAUCUGGCGAAGGACAAGAAUACAGGACAGUCCAAGGGAUUUGCUUUCAUCAGUUUCCACCGGCGGGAGGAUGCAGCCAGAGCCAUCGCAGGAGUUUCAGGAUUUGGAUAUGAUCAUCUUAUUCUCAAUGUUGAAUGGGCCAAACCUUCAAACAACUGAGGAAUUCAUCAGACAUUCGAGAUGCCAGAUUUUACUUCUUUAAAAUGUGGCCGUUACCUAAAUAAAAAUAAUAAAUUGUCA
Messenger RNA from Girardinichthys multiradiatus, 1061 nucleotides. RefSeq names its product eukaryotic translation initiation factor 3 subunit G. The record is from RefSeq and is a predicted model, not a curated record. Gene Ontology annotation, molecular function: translation initiation factor activity; RNA binding. Bases 87 to 980 code for a protein of 297 amino acids. The transcript has 10 exons. Gene Ontology annotation, cellular component: eukaryotic translation initiation factor 3 complex; cytoplasm. Lineage: Eukaryota; Metazoa; Chordata; Actinopteri; Cyprinodontiformes; Goodeidae.